Chenopodium quinoa (quinoa) is the source of this 838-nucleotide messenger RNA. RefSeq lists its product as uncharacterized. NCBI's taxonomy places the organism in Eukaryota, Viridiplantae, Streptophyta, Magnoliopsida, Caryophyllales, Amaranthaceae. The transcript is spliced from 2 exons. The record is from RefSeq and is a predicted model, not a curated record. The coding region runs from base 56 to 619 and encodes 187 amino acids.
AAGAGGCAAUGCAUGUCCUCGCUCCAAAACCAGAAAUUAACUUUGAGGAUCCGAUAUGGCAUUAAAUCAAGUAUCCAUUAGGCUAUGUGUUGGGUCAUAUACUGACACCUUCCAACUCUUUAAGGUCACACCGCAGCCGCAUAUUCUCCAUUGUCGAGUUUUGUACCAUUCACAGCCUCAAAAAUUCCCUGGUUACCAUAAAGUAGACUUUACCCCUUUUGGUCGAGAAAUGGCUGAGCAUCGCAUUUCGGGCUGUUACUUGCCAAUUCCCAAAGACACCGUUGCUUGUUGUUCGAAUGUUAGAGGUAUUGGGAGGCCAUCUCUCAUUGAUAACUUUUGUACAAUGUUUAGAAUUCAUAAACCUAAUAUCAUUGUCCUGCUAGAAACUCAAUAUGCAGUCAAACAAUUGCAACGCUUGUUAAGCAGCUUCCUGGGAAUUAUAAUUUUGGAUUUUCGGAGCCCGUCGAUGGCCUAUUUGGUGGGGUUGUGUACAUGUGGAGGCAAGACUAUAUUACGGUGGAGAAUAAGCUCAUCACAUCAUCAACGUUCAGAGUUGAUACGUUCUUUAAGGGUCAUCCACGCUAUAAGGAUAAUGCUAUUUUGGCUGGAAUGGAGCUGACAUGCAUGGAGUACCCGUCUUUCAACGGCGUCGCUUGAUGAUAUUAUUAUAAAUGCUUGUUAUUUGUUUCUCUAAUUGUUGAUGUUUUGGUAGUUAAUUUAGGUUGUGAAGCAUACAUAGUGUCCGUAGUUUGCGUUUGCCAUUUAAGUUGUUCAUCUAAUUGCUAGUUCUAUGUAUAAUAACGGGUAAUGAUGAAUGUACUAGUACUUGUUUUAAUUU